AUGGGCUCGAACGCGGCAGACUCGCUAAGCCCGAUAGUAUCACCCUCCAUACCCCCAUCCGACCUCCCUCGCUUUCUGGACAGGCCAAAAACUCUCCCCUCUCCACGCUCCCGUUGCGCGCCGAUUGAAUUCCCCGGCGGGCCCCGCCCGCAACGCCGUACGCGGACCUUGGAUUCCGCGCCCGCGCAAAGCCCCAGGCAUAGCCGACUCUCCCCCAGAUCCCCGCAACUCGCGGUACGAUGGGCGGAACCUAUCAGCGGAAGGGAGAGCGACCGCGUGCUUUCCCCCUCAAAUCUCUCCUCCGACGGCUCCUCCUCCCCGCUGUUUUCCCCCGAUGGUUCCACCGCCUCCGCGCUUCUUUCCGCCGCUUGGCGCCCUGCCGCGCUCACCCCCGUGCGCAGCCCGCACGCGACGGCGAUCCGCCAUAGGGCUACCUCGUCAAUAGACAUGGAGGAGCUUUGGGCAGACUUUAGUCUCGAAGAAGGUGCCGCGCAAGAUGCGGACAACGCAUUUGGUGGCGCCACGCCGGCGGGCGGGGCUGGCGGAAAUGGAGCGGAAGGGCGGGGGCGGCGGAGAGGGCACGCGCGGAACAUCUCGUUCUCCGACUUCCGGUCGUUCCUAAAAGACAAACCGCGCGACGGCGACGCGAAACCCGGCGAAGUUGACGCUAGUAAUCUCUCGAAAGGGCAGCAACAGAGCGACGCGACGGCGGCGGCGGCGGCGGCGGCGGCGGCGGCGACGGCGGCGGCGCCGGCACCCAGACGUCGCCCGACGCUUUCUCGUCUUUUCUCCAGCCGCCGAGAUCCUACCUCCACGUCUCCCGCCGCGUUGGACGGCGCGUCUAGCGGCGCCGCGCCGUCCAUCAUCCCCGUCUCCCUCUCCUCCAUGUCUUUCCGAGGGCUAAAUGACACGCCAGCCAGCGAUGACGUGGAAUUGUAUGGCGGUGUCGUGCGAUGCUCGUCUGUCGAGACGAAACACGCGCCGCUCUCUGCGCGGCUUGCGGCGAAUGACACUGGCGCUGUGCCGAAAUCCCCUCGGGCCGCGGCGCGCAGCGCAAGCUUUAGACGGAAUCCCGGCGCGGCGGCGGCGGCGGGAACCUCAGGAAAGAGUUUGAGCGGGAAAGAACCAAUGAUGGUCGUUCCUUUCACGCGACGCGUCAAGGGCGGCGCGGGCGCGUCGCAGCAGCAACCGCAGGAGUCGUCGCAGCAGUCGCCGCCGCCGUCGUCGCAGAAGGGCGAACACUGGGGAGCGGAAUCAGGUACGGAGGGGGAGGAGUCGGACGACGAGGGCGGAGGCGAGGGGGGAAGCGCGGCGCACGCAGGUCCGCGCAUCGUCUUCCGCGUGGUACAGAGCCCGCGGGGGCGGGGCGCUGGUCGGGCGGGAGUGGCGCGCGGAACGGGACGUGGGGGGGAAGUUGCGGGGGAAGCGAUGGAAGCGAGGGAAGCGCGGGCAGCGCGGGCAGCGCGGAAAGCGCGGGAAACGCGGGCAGCGCGGGCAGGGGAUGCUGCACUUGAGAACGCGUGGAAGGGCGGCGCGUCGUCUGGUCCGCGCGGCGGCCUCCGCCAAGCUAGCCCGCGGGGCACUGCGGCUAGCAGCCUUGCGGGGUGGCGGGGACUCGCCAGGCAGGGGGACGGAGCGGAACGGAUUGGGGAAGCAGAGGGAGCAGCGGGGGAAGCGGGAAGAUUUGGGGAACCGCGGGUGGGGACUGAGACUGGGGAGAGUGGGGGGAGGUGGGCGAACGGGGGGACUGGGGGGAAUGGGGGGAGUGACGUGGAUAUGGUAGGCUCGUUCCGCGAUAUCGCGCACUCUUGGCACGAUGAGAGCCUGAGCGACGGGAUGGGGCUUUUGGCGGCCGCGGCGGCUGCUGUGGCGCUGCCGGGAGCGGGGGAUAGGAGACGGGCGCGCGGGUGGGAGAAGGAGAGGCGGGAGGCGCGGGGGGUGGCGAGGGGAGAGGCGCGGGGGAAAGGGGGGAGGGAGGAGCGGGGGGGGGGGGAGGUGGGAGGAGAGUACAGCACGUGGCUUGGAUGCAGUGUGGGCAGCGGCACGGGGGGAGCGGAAACGAGUAGCGCGUGGGGGAGAAAGGGGGAGGGGGAAGGGGAAAGUGACGGGGAGGGGGAGGGGGAGGGGGAGGGGGAGGGGGAGGGGGAGGGGGAGGGGGAGGGGGAGGGGGAGGGGGAGGGGGAGGGGGAGGGGGAAGGGGAGGGGGAAGGAGAGGGGGGGAUGGGGGAGGCGCAUUGGCGCAGAUGUAGUCUCAGCUACGGCAUGGGGGUCGGGGGGACGAGCGCGGAGGGGAAUGCAUGGCGCAUGGCUAGUCUGAGUAACGGCAUUGGGGUUAUUGGGGAGGUGGAGAGGAGCGGGCAGGGGGAGGGGGAAGGAGAAGCGGAAGGCGAAGGGGAGGAGGAACGAGGGGAGGCGUCUUGGCGCAGAUGCAGUCUCAGCUACGGCAUGGGGGUCGGGGGGACGAGCGGGGAGGCGGAGGGGAAUGGGGGAGCAAGGGAGGGGGGAGGGGGAAGUGAGACUGCGUGGCGCAUGGCUAGUCUCAGCAAUGGUAUUGGGGUUAUUGAGGAGGUGGAGAGGAGCGGGAAGGGGAAAGGAGGAGCGAAGGAGAAGGGGGAGGAGAGGCGAGAGGAGAGGAGAGGGAAUACGUGGCGCAUGGCUAGUUUGAGUCACGGUAUUGGGGUUAUUGAGGAGGUGGGGAGGGGGAAGGAGGGAGAGGAUGAAGAGGGGAGACGGGGGAGAGAGGAAAAAGGGGAAGGAGAGGGGCCACGAGUGGGGGAGGAGAGUGGGAGUCGUGAGGUAACGAGAGAAGAGAGAGAGGCGAGCAAGGAGGGGGAGGUGGGGGGAGGGAAGGAGAAAGAAGGGGAGGGCUACAGGGUGGGGGAAGAAAGCCAGGGCACAGCAGAGGGGAUGCAAGACAUGCCCUGUGUGAGUGACGCAAACGAGAGUGACGCAAACGAGAGUGACGCAAACGAGAGUGACGCAAACGAGAGUGACGCAAACGAGAGUGACGCAAACGAGAGUGACGCAAACGAGAGUGACGCAAACGAGAGUGACGCAAACGAGAGUGACGCAAACGAGAGUGACGCACACGAGAGUGACGCACACGAGAGUGACGCACACGAGAGUGAUGCUGCCACGCUACCCGUUUCUGGGAAUUCUCAAGCUCAGCAGAAGCAGCAGAAACAACAUGCAGGCCGAAGCAGCAGCUGGGAAUCAGAGCAGCAGGAUGGGUGCACCGGUGCAGCCCUCUCUCUCCCUUCCCCUGCCACGGAUUCUGAGACGUCUCAAAACACUUCUUUCAGCAACGGGGAAUCAGAGCAGCAGGAUGGGUGCACCGGUGCAUUCCUCUCUCUCCCUUCCCCUGCCACGGAGUCGCCUCUUCUCCUCCACCUCGCCACUUCUUCCCCUCCCUCCCACUUUCCCUCCGUUCCCCCCUCCGCUUCCCCUCCUGCUUCCCCUCUCGCUCCUCCCUCCCCUUCCGCCCACCCCCUCUCCCCCGCUUUUCAGGGAGGCGUGCAUAGGAGCACGAGUGAUGGGGUGUUGAAGAGCGGGGAACACAAUGCGCAGCUGCAGGGGGAGCAGCAGGGGGAGCUGGGGGGGAAGCAGGGGGAGCAGCAGGGGGAGCUGGGGGGGAAGCAGGGGGAGCAGCAGGGGGAGCAGGGGGGGGAGCAGGGGGAGCAGAACAGAGAGCAACAGCAGCAGCAGCAGCAGCAGCAGGGAAAAGGGGGAGGGGGGUUUGGCACAGAAUUAAACGCGUCAGGCGCAGAAUCAGACACAGCAGAGACCGGGGUUGACAUAGAGGGAAAGCCGUCAGGAGCAGAUGCAGCAGAAACAGGGAAAGGUGCUGGCGGGACCGCAGCAGAAGCAGGGGUUCGCACAGAAUCAGAGGUAUCAGGUACACAAUCAGGCACAGCAGAGACAAGGGUUGAGACCGGGGAAAGCCCAUCAGGAGCAGGUGCAGCAGUAUUGGGGAAACCUGCUGACAGGACUCCAGCAGAAGCAGGGGAUGACACAGAAUCAAAGGCAUCAGGUACACAGUCAGGCACAGCAGAGGCCCUGGUUGGCACAGGCGGGAGCCCAUCAGGAGCAGAUGCAGCAGGAACAGGGAAAGCUGCUGGCAGCAAGAGUAGGGGGCGGCGCGUGCAAUUCAGUGACGUGGUGAGGGUGAGACGCGUGCUCGUUGCCUGCCCCAGCAUUCCUCGCCUCUCUCACUCGCUCCUUCUCACGCUCACGGCUCAGAAAUCUCACCUCUCCCCUCUUCUUUAG
Closterium sp. Naga37s-1 is the source of this 4266-nucleotide messenger RNA. Lineage: Eukaryota; Viridiplantae; Streptophyta; Zygnematophyceae; Desmidiales; Closteriaceae. The record is from the annotation of a GenBank genome assembly.